This is a messenger RNA of Suillus plorans, 324 nucleotides long. RefSeq lists its product as uncharacterized. Lineage: Eukaryota; Fungi; Basidiomycota; Agaricomycetes; Boletales; Suillaceae. The annotation marks the transcript as partial. The record is from RefSeq and is a predicted model, not a curated record. The transcript has a single exon.
AUGAAUUAUUAUGAGUCGCACAUACACCAGCUGCCGGUGGAACUUUUACAGCACAUAUUUUCACUCAUUGUCAAUGACAUCUCAGACUGUCCUAGUAUUUUCAAAUCGAUAAAUCACCGUAUCUCUGGGAAUUUUUCCAGCCCUCCCCUAGUCUUCACCCGGGUGUGCCGCCAUUGGCGAAUCAUAGCACAAUCAACACCGGGCCUUUGGUCCCGCAUACAGGUUAUGCUUUCCGGUGGAGACGAAUCAUUGCAGCCAUUUCUUCCAUGUCUGCUUCAAUAUUGGCUCGCCUGUUCUGGUGGUCAGCCUCUCACCCUUCGCAUC